CGCAAAUGCGGGCUACGUAGCGGUCGGGGAAGUAGCCCCAGCGGCGCCUGGCCUCGGCUGCCGGGCGAAGGUGGCAGUAAUCCUGGGCCCAGGGCAAGGCAACACGGGCCUUCAGCUAACACAGCUGUCAAAGGCUUGACUGAGGUGAAGGGUGGAAAACCGUGGACUCGAGAUGAAUGGUUUCAGGUGGUGCAGAAGAGCGUGGUACUGCCCUUGAUGGAAGUGCAGUUAACACUUGCCAGCCCCUAAAGGAGCCCCCGAGCCAAUCCAUUGCUUCUGGCCCUCAAUCCUUCCUGAAGGAAGAUGCUACCAAGUACUUCAGUGGGUUCUUCAAUGCAAGGGAACGGAGUCUUGAAUUCCAGGGAUGCAGCGAGACACACAGCUGGAGCAAAACGCUACAAGUACCUCCGAAGGCUUUUUCGAUUUCGGCAGAUGGACUUUGAGUUUGCCGCAUGGCAGAUGCUCUACCUAUUCACUUCCCCACAGAGGGUUUAUAGAAACUUCCAUUAUCGGAAGCAAACAAAGGAUCAAUGGGCCAGAGAUGACCCUGCUUUCUUGGUCCUCUUAAGUGUCUGGCUCUGUGUGUCCACCAUAGGAUUUGGUUUUGUGCUUGACAUGGGAUUUUUUGAGACAAUAAAGCUGCUCCUGUGGGUUGUAUUCAUAGAUUGUGUAGGUGUUGGCCUUCUGAUAUCAACUUUAAUGUGGUUCAUCUCCAACAAGUAUCUAGUGAAACGCCAGAGCAGAGACUAUGAUGUGGAGUGGGGGUACGCCUUUGAUGUACAUCUGAAUGCAUUUUAUCCACUCCUAGUCAUUUUGCAUUGUAUCCAGCUCUUUUUCAUCAACCAUGUUAUCCUCACAGAUACAUUUAUUGGAUAUUUAGUUGGAAAUACCUUAUGGUUGAUUGCUGUUGGCUAUUACAUCUAUGUAACCUUCCUGGGAUACAGUGCACUGCCAUUUUUGAAAAACACAGUAAUCCUGCUCUACCCAUUCGCACCUCUGGUUGUGCUGUAUGGACUGUCGCUGGCCCUGGGCUGGAACUUUACCCACAUGCUGUGUUCCUUCUACAAGUACAGAGUGAAAUGAAAAAUGACCACAGCAGUGGAGCUCAACUGUCAGGUGUUGGGGAAGGGACAAGUUCUUGUAAAGUCUGUAAAUUAUCUUUGUAGAUACCAAGUUUACAAAUCUGAGGUGAUACUAACACUAUUGUCUAGACCAUUCCUUAAAACUAACUAAAUGUACAUUUCUAAUAAAUAUUUUUAAACUAAA
Molecule: messenger RNA, 1266 nt
Organism: Peromyscus californicus insignis
Lineage: Eukaryota; Metazoa; Chordata; Mammalia; Rodentia; Cricetidae
Gene: Unc50
Product: unc-50 inner nuclear membrane RNA binding protein
Exons: 7
Coding region: 304-1083 (259 amino acids)
Cellular component (GO): Golgi membrane
Source: RefSeq, a predicted model, not a curated record